AAAGCGGUCGCACUGGCACGGCAGGCGGUGGAAGAAUGUUCGGUGCAGCGAAAAGUUGAUGUAGUGGGUUCUGUGGGACCUUAUGGAGUAACGCUGUUCGAUGGUUCCGAGUAUAAUGGGCAUUACGUCGAUAAAAUAAGUGAAAAGAUUAUGGUUGAAUACCAUGUGCAGCAGACGGUGCCACUGCUGAAGGCAGGCCUGAAUUUGAUAGCUUACGAAACAGUUCCGUCGCGCAAAGAAGCGUUGGCCAUACUAAAAGCUGCAGAUUCCAUAUCUUAUUCGUACAAAUUCUGGAUCUCAUUCUCUUGUCAAGACGGUAAACGAACGAACCACAACGAGUCUUUUGCGGAAACUGUGAGGACAAUCUCGCAUCACCCAAAGAUUUAUGGAAUUGGAAUCAACUGCACAUCUCCGGAUUAUGUAACGCCGCUUCUGCAGUGUAGCCGGACAUUUGCCAACGCGUUGCCCUUCAUCGUUUAUCCAAAUAGUGGCGAAGCAUACAAAACAGACGAGAAGAGGUGGAAAGCUACCGAAUGCAUUUUUCCCAGUUUGGAACAGCUAACGGAAUGGAAGAGUUUGGGUGUGAAAGUGAUAGGUGGAUGUUGCCGGGUAACGCCAGAAGUGAUCGGUAAAAUUAGUGCGAUUGUUGCGAAGUUGAAUUCCUAA
Molecule: messenger RNA, 666 nt
Organism: Gongylonema pulchrum
Lineage: Eukaryota; Metazoa; Nematoda; Chromadorea; Rhabditida; Gongylonematidae
Source: the annotation of a GenBank genome assembly